AUGGAGUAUGCAGCAAUUGGAAUAGUAUUUGUUGGUGCAGUUCGAAAUUUAUUAAGAUCUUCAAACGAAAAUGAUUCUAGCGAUGAUGAAGAUCUCAUCUAUAGUUUUGAAAAUCGUGCAGAACAAGAUCAGUGUGUGAUCAUUUCGAUGUCAGAAAAUCAUCAGCUUGGAGAACUGUUUGGAAAAAAGUACGGAUUUCCAAAUUUAUUGGAAGCGAUCGAUGGAACACACAUUAGAAAUGCUCAGCCCAAAGAGCACCAUGCCAGCUAUAUUAACCGCAAAGGAUUUCAUUCUAUUCAAACUCAGCUAGUAUGUGAUCAAAAAUUAAAAAUAAUUCAUGCGUACUGUGGUCAAGCAGGCUCAGCCCAUGACGCUCGUAAUGGACUUAAUACCAUAUAUUACGUAUUUGCUUGUUGUAUUUUGCACAACAUUUGCAUUAUGAGAGAAUAUUUGAUCGACAUCCCAAAAAUUCAGAAUCAUGAAAUUCCAGUAAUAGAUGUAGAUAUUGAAAUGAAUAAUGACAUGAAAGUUGCUGAAUAG
Molecule: messenger RNA, 540 nt
Organism: Cotesia congregata
Lineage: Eukaryota; Metazoa; Arthropoda; Insecta; Hymenoptera; Braconidae
Source: the annotation of a GenBank genome assembly